Messenger RNA from Dendronephthya gigantea, 750 nucleotides. RefSeq lists its product as uncharacterized. Gene Ontology annotation, molecular function: protein binding. The transcript is spliced from 2 exons. Bases 1 to 750 code for a protein of 249 amino acids. The record is from RefSeq and is a predicted model, not a curated record. Lineage: Eukaryota; Metazoa; Cnidaria; Anthozoa; Malacalcyonacea; Nephtheidae.
AUGGUGAAAUAUCUAGUUGAAAACGGCGCUGAUGUAAAUUGCAAAGGUGCUGAUGGAUCGACAGUCUUGCAUACUGCUGUUGAUAUGGGUGCAUUAAAAAAGGUCGAGUAUUUAGUUGAACAAGGUGCUGACAUAACACUUGAAAGUAAAGUUAACGCUCAUACACUUGGUACUGAUAUUCUGGAGAUGGCUGUUGUGCACAAUUCAGCUGUUUUGGUCAACCUUUUGCUGGAAAAGAACGUUACUAUGUGCAAAGCUCCAACACUUUCUGUUGAAGGCGGACAAAUGAGUCUUUAUCAAUGGAGUGUUCACUUUGGUCAUGAUGAGAUUGCAACUAUCCUCGGGCGCUCCGUAAAACAUCGUGAGAAAAUUCAGAUUUUGAAAACAACGAAUUGCAAUAAGUUAGACAAGCUUUUGAACUGUUCCCCAUGUGUGAUGGAAGGUCUUAAACUCCCCUUCUACGGUUCGACGCCAGGUGUUCUUGGGUCGCCCGCGUUUCCGUUUCCCCUCUGGUGUCCAGUGGAGGGCUGUGCGGGAAAUGUUGCCAGGUUCUCUUCUUAUUACAUGCCCGAUCCAUCUCCAUCGCCUUUGCAUGAUGAUGGUGCCCAUGCUGUCUUGGUUGCAGCGGGCGAGAAGAUGUUGGUUCGAGAUGGUCUCGGGCCAGAAUAUUCGCAGGAUUCUUCUAAGGUUCUUGGUGUAGAAGGUGGACAGUUGUUUGAGGUCGCUUUCAGUCAUCCUCCAGCAUUCUGA